Molecule: messenger RNA, 4023 nt
Organism: Erythranthe guttata (spotted monkey flower)
Lineage: Eukaryota; Viridiplantae; Streptophyta; Magnoliopsida; Lamiales; Phrymaceae
Source: RefSeq, a predicted model, not a curated record
AUGUCAUCAAGAAGAAGAAAGCAGAAACUGAUCAAAUGGAGCAAACUGUACACAUUCUCAUGCUUAAGGCCAACUACCGACGAAUCUGCGCCCACCGCGCAUCUUAUUGGCCAGACAGGUUUUUCUCGUGUCGUGUUCUGUAACGAACCUCAUCUUCACAAAACAAAGCCGUAUAAGUACCCGAACAAUUAUGCAUCCACGACUAAGUACAAUCUUGUCACCUUUUUUCCGAGAGCUCUUUUCGAGCAAUUUCGUAGGGUUGCAAAUUUGUACUUUCUUCUAGCAGCUAUUCUCUGUCUCACUCCGUUAAACCCUUUCAAUCGAGCUAGCGUGAUAGCGCCUCUCGUUUUCGUUAUCGCUUUUUUUGUUUUUGUUUUGCAGGACAGAGAAGUGAACUCGAGAAAGGUGAAAGUUCAUGUGGGAAACGGUUUAUUCGAGCAGAAAUCAUGGGAAUCUUUGCUUGUGGGAGAUAUUGUAAAAGUAACGAAAAACGAGUAUUUUCCGAGUGAUCUUCUUUUGCUUUCUUCGAGCUAUGAAGAUGGUCUUUGCUAUGUUGAGACGAUGAAUCUUGACGGGGAGACAAAUCUAAAGCCUAAAAGAACCUUAGAAGCAACACUUUGUUUGUACGAGGAUAUUGACUUCUGCAAGUUCAAAGGCACGAUUCGCUGCGAAGAUCCAAAUCCGAGUCUUUACACAUUUGUGGGCAAUUUGGAUUUGGAUAAAGAAUCACACCCCCUUAGCCCAUCUCAAAUUCUUCUACGAGACUCGAAGCUUCGAAACACGGAAAAAAUCUACGGUGUGGUAAUCUUCACCGGACCAGACACGAAAGCAAUCCGAAACUCCACUAAAUCUCCCUCCAAACGCAGCAGAGUCGAACGAAAAAUGGACCGUGUGAUAUACCUUCUUUUCGCGAUGUUGCUUUUGAUUUCUUUAAUCUCUGCAUUUGGCUCUUCGUUAUUUACGAUGUCUGAAAAUCAUAAAGGGUGGUACCUUCGUUUGAACGAUCAUGUUGACCCUUUGUCCAAUCCAGAGGACCCCACAUUUUCCGGGCUUCUACAAUUCGUGCGCGCCCUUGUUCUGUACGGAUAUUUAAUCCCGAUUUCUCUAUAUGUCUCCAUUGAAGUUGUAAAAGUCUUGCAAGCUGUGCUGAUUAAUAAGGAUAUUUCAAUGUACGAUGAAACGACGGGGAAGGCUGUAAAAGCAAGAACUUCGAACUUAAACGAGGAGCUUGGACAGGUGGAGAUGAUUUUAUCCGAUAAAACGGGCACUUUAACUUGCAACCAAAUGGAAUUCAAGAAAUGCUCGAUCGAAGGUAUUUCGUACGGUGGCGAAGUGACCGAAGUUGACCUGGCAGCUUCUAGAAGAAUGAACAUUGAUGUUGAGAGGCACAGGUUCAGUUUGGACGGCUCAGAUUCGACGGGGCGGAGCGUCGAGAUGUUUGAUCUUUCGACAGGCGGCGGCGGAGGAACGGAGAAGGACGUUUUGGGAAUUUCGAGAAUUUCUAAUUCGAGGAAAGAUUUUUUCGUGAAGGGGUUUAACUUCAGAGAUGACAGGCUUAUGGACAAGCUGUGGAUUUAUAAUCGGUCUAAUGUAAAUGACAUGAUCAUGUUUUUUAGAGUGAUGGCUCUUUGUCAUACCGGAAUUCCUAUCGAAGAAAACGGACAAGAAAAUAAGUUAAUGUACGAGGCUGAGUCACCCGAAGAGGUCUCGUUUCUUAUUGCAGCGCGAGAGUUUGGUUUUAAGUUUUGCCAAAGAACUCAGUCAACUAUGGUUCUUCAAGAACUCGACCCUUCUUCGGGUUCGGAGGUUAAAAGAGAGUACAAGCUUUUGAAUCUACUGGAGUUCAAUAGCUCAAGAAAGAGAAUGUCGGUCGUAGUAAGAAACGAAGAGGGCGAGAUUUUCCUCUUCUGCAAAGGAGCUGAUGAGGUUAUUUUUGAUAGGCUAGCCGAUAACGGUAGAACGUAUCAACAGGCUACGGUUAUGCAUCUUUCGAACUACGGGGAAGAUGGAUUGAGAACGAUGGUGUUUGCGUACAAAAAAAUAGAUGAGCUCGAAUACGAGAAGUGGAAUACGGUGUUCACGAAAGCUAAGGCUGUUGUAGGUGAAGAAAGAGAAGAGUUACUUGAGAAUGCCUCUGAAUUGAUUGAGAAAGAUUUGAUUUUGUUAGGUGCUGUAGCUGUUGAAGAUAAAUUGCAGAAGGGGGUUCCUGAAUGUAUAGAUAAACUGGCACAAGCAGGCUUGAAAAUCUGGCUUCUAACUGGUGAUAAAAAGGAAACAGCAGUAAAUAUAGGAUUUUCUUGCAGUUUACUGCGGCAUGAUAUGAAGCAGCUUCAUUUGUGCUCGAGUCAAGAAUCUUCGUCUAGUCAGCAAAUGAAGGAUGUGAAAAAGGAGAUUAUGUACCAAUUACAAAGCUACAACAAAUUGAUCACCGAAGAAAACAGAGACGACUCGCCUUUCGCUUUGGUGGUAGACGGAAAAGCUCUUGAACUAAGUUUAGGAAAUGAUUUGACGAAACAAUUCUUGUCUGUUGCUAUGAACUGCGACGUUGUCAUUUGCUGCCGUGUCUCUCCCAAACAGAAAGCUCUGAUUACACAAAGGGUUAAAGAGUACUCCGGCAAGACAAUUCUUGCAAUUGGCGAUGGCGCUAAUGAUGUUGGCAUGAUUCAAGAAGCUGAUAUUGGCGUUGGAAUUAGUGGCAUGGAAGGAAUGCAGGCGGUAAUGGCAAGCGAUUUUUCGUUGCCUCAGUUCCGUUUCUUGGAGAGACUACUAAUAGUUCAUGGGCAUUGGUGUUACAAGAGGAUUUCUAAGAUGAUUCUUUACUUUGUGUACAAGAACAUAGCAUUUGGCCUCACACUAUUCUACUACAACACUUUCACCGGUUUCUCAGGGCAAGACUUAUACGACGACUGGUAUAUGGUCAUGUUCAACGUACUCUUAACAUCUUUGCCAGUUAUAUCUCUCGGUGUGCUCGAGCAAGAUGUUUCAUCGGACAUUUGUCUAAAGUUUCCAGCACUAUAUCAGCAAGGACAAAGAAACAUCUACUUCAGUUGGAAGCGAAUAAUCGGUUGGAUACUAAACGGGGUUUUAGCUUCUUUAUCCGUCUUCACAUUAAACAUAUGCAUGUUUUCGUCUUCAGCUCUAGACAGAAACGGAAACAUAGGAGACAUCGAACACAUCGGCACAAUCACAUACACGUGCGUAAUCUGGACGGUCAACUGCCAGAUCGCACUAAUGAUCUCCCACUUCACUUGGAUCAGCCAUUUUCUAAUAUGGGGUAGUAUUUUCAGCUGGUAUGUAUUUCUGUAUCUAUACAGUACACUCCCUUCUACGUACACGUACCGUAUUUUCACGGAGCAGGUGGGGCCCGCGCCCGUUUACUGGAUCGGUACAUUGCUUGUGGUUGCGGUUGCGGUUCUUCCUUACGUGAUCCAUAUCGUGAUCCAACGGUCAUUUUUCCCGAUGGAUGAUCAUAUAAUACAAGAGAUGAAGUAUUCCGGUACCGAUGUUAAGGAUAAUCCGAUGUGGGUGAGGGAGCAGGAGAAAUCGAAGCAGUUGACUCAGGUCGGUUAUUCUGCGAGAGUUGACUCGAAAAUCAGGCAUUUGAAAGAGCAGCUGCAUAGGAAGAGGAAAUCUUUUUACUCUUCUCUUACCAAUAGUCCUAUGUAUAAAACUGUCGUGCGCAGAGAUAUAAAUCCUACUCUACAAUAGUCGAAUUAAGACAUAAUAUAUAUAAAUGUAUGUUUAUUUUGUUUAGGCCAUAUCAAUUAAUUGUUUAAGUACAUAAUAAAUAAUUAAUUCUUAUGUAUCUCAAUCGAUUUUUCGCCUCUCGAAACUGAAAAUUAUAUAGAGAUUUAUUAUUUUACGAGCAGUGUAGCCUUGAUCUUCAUUAGCGACACACAAUAAAUGAAUUCUUGUUUCUUUAAAUUAAUAGGCAACACAAGCAAAAAAAACAGUGAAUAAACAACAAGGAGGAUUUCAUUUGCAUUUUCUGGUUCAAACAAAACAGUAAGUACAAAGAUAAAA